This is a messenger RNA of Chara braunii, 2093 nucleotides long. Lineage: Eukaryota; Viridiplantae; Streptophyta; Charophyceae; Charales; Characeae. The record is from the annotation of a GenBank genome assembly.
GUAGGAGCAGCAGAAGAGAGAAGGAGCGCGGGGGGGGGGGGAGAGAGAGAGAGGGAGGGGGGGGGGGGGAGAGAGAGAGGGGGGGGGGGGGGGGGGGGGGGGGGGGGGGGGGGGGGGGGGGGGGGGACAGGGGUGUGAGGGCGUAAGUGAAGAACAAGGAGGGAGAGGGAGCGAGAGGGAGAGAGGGAGAGAGAUGUCGUCGGGACCGCACAGGAGGGCGUCCUCGUCUGCGAGGAGCGGGACUUACGAGCAGCAACCGCUGAUUGCAACGUCAGCAUCAUCAUCGUCGCCAUCGAGGCAUGAAGAGGUUCUGGGCGGACAGCAGCCAUCUUCAUCAUCGUCGGUAUCGCCGCCUUCUCUCGCAAGACCGUGGGAUUGCCCUCAUUGCACGUUCAUCAAUGAGGUGGAGAUCCUGCGGUGUGCCAUGUGUCAACGGCCGCGGUAUGUCCAUCAUCCGGUGCUGUUAGCGACGGUCACACCGGCGGAAGCCCUGCCGUCGAACACCGGGGGAGGACAUGGAGAACGAGGGGACGGGGGGGUGGUUUUGGGUAGACGACGAUUCGACGAUGAAGCAGAUGAGGAGGAGGAUGAGGAGGGAGGAGGUGGUUUUCUACAGGGCGUUGCGGGGAUGUCGGAGGGGCAAUCCUUCUUGAAUGGCGCGUUAUCGGGGGCUCUCACGGGCGUCUUCGCUUUUGUUGGAGCAUGUGCGGGAGCGGUGGCAGGAGCACUUGCUGGGCGUGCGGCAGACAGCGGCUUCUUUAGGAGUGCUGGGUUGGGAGCAGUAGCUGGGGCAGUGGUUUCUGUGGAGGCUCUGGAAGCUUCUAGGUCAAUUUGGCGUUCGACCAGGACAGCAAGCAACUCGAGACCAAGUCUUGCCUCAAGAGUCGAAUAUUAUUUAGGGGGAAUGAUGCAAGACCCUUUCAGUGCAGAUGAGAUUAUCGGUCCUGGUGGUCGGGUGUGGCAGGUUGAUGUCGACGGUAUGAGUUAUGACGAGCUAUAUGAGAUGUUUGGACCUGGGCGUACUGCAUCCAUUGGCCUCUCGCCUGCAUCGCUGGCAAGGCUUCCAUCUCAUGAGGUCACGGUGGAGAAACGGGAUGAGUCCGCCGGUGAAUCAUCAGGCUGCGCAAUCUGCCUUCAGGAUAUGGUGAAAGGGGAGAUGGUAAGGGUGCUGCCGAAUUGUGCACAUGCAUUUCACAAGGACUGUGUCGACAAGUGGCUUUCCCAGCAGGGCAUAUGUCCAGUUUGCCGGGACGAAAUUGUUGUUUGAGGGACACCGACGAACGAGGAGCAUUGUCUUAUCUUGUCUGGUCUUGUCUUGCACGAAUUGAGUUGUCAGGAAAACGUCGACCACCCCGAGUAAAGGAGUGAGUGUGUGUUGGGCAUUUGUAGUUCUCUAGUCCUCUUUUAGCCGAGAACGAUGAGCAAUGAUCUGACAUGGAGGGGAGAGGUGAUGGCGCGAUUCCCCUUUUUGACUGUGUUGUGUGGUUGCGAGCCACCGGGAAAAGGUAGUUGUAUGUUGCAAGUAUUUGCAGCACAGUACGGGAGAAGCACGAGCAGAGAUGCGCCCGUUGUUGUUGUUUAGUGCUUCGAUUUGCGGCGAACUGUUUCACAGAGCUAGCGGAAUUGUAGCCGCGGAUAGGUACAACCUCAUACAGGAACUGGGUAUCAUCACAUUAGUGCAGACGCCGGUUUCUCGGCAUUGUGUCAAUCUGUAGCGAAGUUCGAGGUGGGCGCCGGCUGAUGCACCUGUGCUGUUUUUCGUCGCUUCAACUUGCAGUGAAGUGUGAAGUGUGAGCUUUAUCUAGCUGGUGCCCACAUUGUCAUCCGUUUCAUCUGUUUGCUGCAAACGUCGUGGCAGAGGUGGCAGAUUCACUGUUUUUCAGCACUUCAAUUUGCAGCGACGUGUAAUCUUGCGCUAGCUGGUGCCACCAUUAUCGUUCGUUGCAUCCGUUUGGCGCCAAACGUUGUGGCAGAGGUAGCCGAUACGCUGUUUUUCGUCUCUGCAAUUUUUUGCAGCGGCAUGUGAGCUUGCACUAGCUGGUGGCUGCACUGUCAUCCGUUGCGUCCAUGUGCAACAAAUGUCAUGGUGGAGC